Sitophilus oryzae (rice weevil) is the source of this 3688-nucleotide messenger RNA. Its product is annotated as putative nuclease HARBI1. NCBI's taxonomy places the organism in Eukaryota, Metazoa, Arthropoda, Insecta, Coleoptera, Curculionidae. The transcript has 3 exons. The coding region runs from base 253 to 1365 and encodes 370 amino acids. The record is from RefSeq and is a predicted model, not a curated record.
CAUGCGCAAUAGGGUAAGACGCGUUCGCACAGAAAUUUUUGAUUGGUUUCCAACCAACAGUAAGCUGUUCACACAGAAAAUUCUGAUUGUUGGCUGACAGUCAGACCAGUUCGCGGAUCUUUUGCAAGUAAAGUGUCCGGCGCAUGCGUAUUGCAACUCGACGUCAUUGCUUCAUUGCUUGGUAAACUUAACCUACAAAACGUGUGUUGUUUUUGUUUAGUGUUUUUUUUCUUCAAAAAAUAAAGAACAGAAAUGAGCGAUUUUGAAUCUUCCGAAGAAUCUGAGGCGUCCGAAUUUUCGGAUACAGACACAGACCUAGAAGAGCUGAUAGACCUGAUGGAGGAACGGGUCAGGCCCAAGAAUCAAAAUUACUUGGAUGAAACGGUGCCCCAGUUCAACAGAACUGAAUUCCUGGAACAUUUUAGAGUUAGCCGUGAAGUAGCAAACGAUAUUUCUCAAAGAUUUGCAAAUAGUGAAUACUAUAAGGAACAGUCAGGACCAUAUGGAAAAUUAACCUCAUUACAGUACACUUAUAUAUUUUUAUGGUAUGCAGGGCAUCAAACCGCUAGCUUCCGUGAUGUAGCUGACAGAUUUAAUGUGACUAUCAGUGUUCUACAUAAAAUUAUCAAAAGAAUGAUAUAUUUCUUAAGUAACCUUUCACCUGAGGUUAUAAAAUGGCCAAAUGAUGUGGAGAAGCAGGAAAUAGAACAGUAUUUUCGCCAUAAAAAUACGUUUCCCGGAAUUAUUGGGCUAAUUGACGGAACCCACAUUAAAAUAGAUAAACCCCAGGAUGAUCCUGACUCCUAUAUUAAUCGAAAGGGCUUUUACUCUGUUCAGGUGCAACUGGUAUGUGACCAUAAUCUUCGCAUUACUGACAUAUUCACAGGGUAUCCAGGAUCCGUACAUGAUGCCCGAGUGUUCAGAACAUCUCCAUUAAGUGAGACAUUGGAAGAAAAAUGUGGAGAAUUUCACUUGCUAGGAGACAGUGCUUAUCCAUUAUUAAAAAAUGUGUUAACACCCUUUCCAGAUAGAGGCCUGUUAAAUAGACAACAAAUUAAUUACAAUAUACAACAUUCCAGCAACAGAGUAAAGAUUGAGCACUGUAAUGGGGUAUUAAAGCAAAAAUGGCGUCAGCUGUAUCAUUUGAAAUUAAGGGAUAUUAGGCUCAUCGUUAACUUCAUUAGAGCAUGUUGUGUUCUUCACAAUUUAGGGUUGCAAGAUGGUGUUGCACUAGAUUUAGAAGAAAAUGUAGAACCAGUUGAACCUGCUCCACGUCUAGACCCCGAUAAUAUAGAACAGGGCAUUCAGGAAGAUUUAAAUGCUGUAGCAAAACGAAAUCACAUUGUAAACAUCCUUGGACAAUAAAUGCAUAAUAAUUUUUUGGGACUUGCCCAAUACCAAGGGACAUUGUUUAAAGUCUGCCAAAUUAUCUGUCACUUCUUGUGUAAGCCAUACAAAUUGUACGCUACAUAUUAGAUUUUUUUAGUGUUUACUUAAAUAAAACUAAAAUUUCGCAUUUUUUUUUGUUUUAGAAGUUAUAUAAAAUGACAGGCUUUUCAAGAGCCGUUUAUAACUAUUGAAAUGUGCAAAUGUGGUUUUUGAAAUAAUUUUUAACAAAAUAAUUGUGCUAUCAAGAUGCUAUCUUCAGUUACAAAAUCACAAGAAUCACAUUUAUAAAUGAAUUUCUUGCUUCCUUAAACAUUAAAUCUGCUUUUAUUGCACAUGAAAGUUGUGUGUAAGCAUUCCUUCAUCCAAAAACAUUCAUUGCUUUCAGGGGAAGUGAAAUUCAUAUAAAAAUGUCCCCUUACUGUGAUGUUCUAACAAAUUUAGCAUAGAAAAUAUAGCUUCUUUUACAUAUAUUUUAAACACCACACAUUUGCUCUGAUUCUGGUAUUUUUUAAGCUAAAAAUAGCCUUGCUUUUUCUGUGACACUGUAUAGUUUUGAAAUGUGCAUUAACAAUUUUUAUAAAAAAUCAAUAAUAUGUGAAUACAUUUUUUAUAUUUUAUUUUAACAACAAAAUAUACAUUAUACCCUGCAGCAACAGUCUUAUAGUUUCCUUAGCCUACACAAAUGAAAACAAUUAUAAACAAAAACUACAUUCUUUGGUAAAUACUCCUAAAUAACUUGGAAAAUAAAAAAAAUAAGAAUAAGAAAAUUAAAAAUAACUUGGAAAACAAACUAUAUAGAUUCCUGGGAACACAAAACACAUUUUUUCUUUUUUAAAAUUUCAUUUCUUUCCCCCAGUAGUGUAUUCUUUUCUUCCAUAAGCUUAACCUUAGCCUUUAGAAUAUCAACUUUUUCCCUCUCUAUCAACAAUCGAGCCUCAUAAUAUUCCUUUUUGUCCCGUCUCAUGUGAACUAAUGUUACAUUUCUAUUAAGCAAUGGGGUCCUUUUCUCUUUUGAUCUAUCUUCUUGUACUUGUAAUGUAGUGGCUUUUCUUGGAGUUUCUGGGAAUUUUAGGGACUCCUCUGAUUGAUUGUCAGGCAUUUUCUGCACAGAUUCGCUUGAGAGUAGAACAACCGGAUUUACAUUUUUCUUUCCUUUAAAGAUUGCAUCCAUUUCUUCUAAAUAUUCAAAAUAUUUCUUUCCCUGGCCUGUUUUAUUUUGAUUGUCCACGUAUCGUUUGUAUGCUCUUUCUAAAACUCUCCAUCUAUUUUCUACAUGACCAGCUGUAACGUUGGUUCUAAGCAAUCCAUUUAAUUCUUUUGCUAGAAUUUCCCACAAUUUUUUGAAAUUUUUUAUUUGUGCAGUACCAACCCUCACUCUAUAUUUUUGGUACAAAUCUAAAAGUACUUUGGUUUGAUUUGUGGACCAAGUAAUUGGAGCUGGAGAUGUAUCACUUAGUUCCUGGUUUGUUGAUGCCUCAGUUGCCUUUGCCGGUGGUACAAAUACAAGAAACUCUGAGAGUCCUGAAAGAAAUAAAAAACAAUAAUUAUCUAUCCAUAUUAUUCCCAAUACGAAAUGUGGUGCUAAUAUAAAACUACAUACUCAGUCAACAAUAGAAGGGUUUUUAGUAUUCAAGAUUAAACACAAAUAGUAAAAGUUUACUUAAGUGACACCUUGUAUUUUCAAAGAAUUCCUUUUUAGGGGUUUUAUAUUAGCCAAAUGCAGCAAGAAUCCGCGUACGCCGGUAAUUGCCUCUCAAUUUUUGUUGAAAUUUGUUCAAAAAACCCUGUUUUCUUUUUUGAAAUAUAAAGAAGGGGGCAUUUCUACAUGCCAGUUAUGUUAUUUAGAAAUGCCUCUACUUUAUAUUUCACAAAAAACGCAUUUAAAAAUAAAACUACCGGAGCAAUCAGAUUCUUGCUGCAUUUGUCCUAUAUUAACCCCCUGAAAAUGAAUUUUACGAAAAUCUCUUAAAAUAUGGGGUAUCACUAAAGUGAACUUUUACCACACGAACUGCCGAUGGAACUACACAUUAAAAUACGAAAUUUUAAACCUACCUGAUUCACAGCUUCUAGUAUCCAUAAUUAUACAGCACAGCGGUGACGGUGGUUUUAUUAAUUUUCUAGGAACAAUAUCAAACAAUAUUUUUUGACUCAAGUACUAAUUACUAAAAAACAAAAGUAAAGCGAGGUUAAGGAUUGUUCUUCUGUUGAAAAGCGAUGUUAAUUCCCUGUUCGUUUCUUCUUUAUUCGGUAUUACGUAGGAGUUAAAAUUAGUGGCAGUUAGUGGUAUUAGAUCAAAAAA